UCACUGAUGGACUGAAACUAAACGUGAAUCUUUCCAAAACAUAGACGAUCUUUGGCAACAAGUGGGCGUUCAGUUUCUCACCACCUCCCUCCCUCCGUGGGUCAGCGUGGGCGGCCCCGUGUGGCAGGAGGAGAGCGAAACACGACACCCCGACAGAGGAAGGGGGGGCUGUUGAGAGAACACGAAGUGAGUGAGUGGAAAAAGAAAAAGUCUGUGCCGGAGAAAGAGAGGGGCAGAGAAAGAAGAACAGAGUUGGCUUUGGUUUUUUUUGUUCCUUUCAGAAGCGCCGCUGUUUUAACUGUCGGUGAGGAUGAUGAUGUGGAGGAGGAAUCUACCAUGCGACAUCGUUGCAACAAACGGGAUGAACAUUUAGACUCGUUGCAUUCCGCUGCUCCAGCACCGACCAACGGCAGCACGGCUCCUCCAAACUUCGUCCUGCGCCAUUCAGACCCGGGCGACUGGAUUUCCCCCCCAGAGGCUCGGGGCAACUUUUUUCGCAUCAGACGCUGCGUACUUAAAACUUAAAAUAACCAAGACACAAAACUUUUUUUUUUCAAGAAACGCCAAGGCGUCUAGAUAAAAAACGCAGAAGCUCACGAGAAGUUAGUUAGUUUUCAUCUUAAAAGCGAGCACAUGAUCGCUGCAGGUUCUUUUCUAACAAGCCACUUGUGAGAACAACACCGGAGGAAGGAGAGGGGUGUCACUGCUAACUUCGCUAGCCGCUAGCUAACAAAAGUCUAAAGUUACGAGUCGACGGAGAAAGUGACUGAAGCAGCACGCCGAAGACUACAACAAAGAUGAAAACCUCGGCAGACCCGGGGUUUGCAUUCCCGGAUUGGGCCUACAAGCCCGAGUCGAGCCCGGGCUCCAGACAGAUCCAGCUGUGGCACUUCAUCCUGGAGCUGCUGAGGAAAGAAGAGUACCACGAUGUCAUCGCCUGGCAGGGAGACUAUGGAGAGUUUGUCAUCAAGGACCCAGACGAGGUGGCCCGCUUGUGGGGGGCCAGGAAGUGUAAACCGCAGAUGAACUACGACAAGCUUAGCCGAGCUCUAAGAUACUACUACAACAAGAGGAUCCUCCACAAGACCAAAGGGAAGAGGUUCACUUACAAGUUCAACUUCAACAAACUGGUGCUGGUCAACUACCCCUUCAUCGACAUGGGCUCUGGUCGAGUCCCUCAGAGUGCCCCUCCAGUGCCAACCGGAAGCAGCCACUUCCGUUUCCCCCCCUCCACGCCUUCAGAUGUGCUGUCCUCCAGCGAGGAGCUGCGCAGCCCCGGCAUGUUCAGCAGCGUGGCUCGCCGCAUGGCCCGCGGCUCUGUGAGCGACUGCAGCGACGGCACCUCCGCCAACUCGGAGCUGGAGGAGGCCGUGGGGGCCGAUGAGCGAGGCAUUGGGCCUGAGAGGAUUUACAGGGGGCUGCUUCCUCCACGUCUGCCGCACGAUUCUUUCUUCAGGAUCUACCCGAACCCAACAGGGCUUGGCAGGCAUGGCCCCAGGGUGCACCCAGAUUCUCUGUCUCCUUUCCCUGUCUCUCCCCUGCCUGGCCCCGGGGGUAUUCUGGCCCAAAAUCUGUCCCCAGCCCUCUCCAUGACCCCCACCCCCCACCUGCCCUACACCCCCUCUCCCUCCAUGUCCUCUCCUAUGUUGGGCUCCCACUUCUCCUUCAACCCGGAGGACAUGAAGCACUACCUGCAGGCCCACACCCAGUCCGUCUACAACUACCACCUCAGCCCCCGAGCCUUCCUCCACUACCCGAGCAUCAUCAUCCCUCAGCCCCACCGCCCCACCCCGGAGAAGCCAGCCGCCCAUCACCUCCACUGCCCGCCCCUGCCGCUCUCUCAUUCGCUAGGCCAGCAGCUUGGAGGCGGGGACGAAAGGGAGCAGCACCCAUCACCCUUUAAGUUCAAGCUGCAGCCGCCGCCACUUGGGCGCAAACAGAGGGAUUCUGGGAGCUCAUUGGCUGCUGCUUCUUCCUCCAGCCAGUCCUCGUCAUUCACAGGGUCUAGUCAGAUAAUCAACUCUCCCUUGGCUGCAGGGCCUCCUAAGAUCAAGGUGGAGCCCAUAUCAGAUAUCGAGUCAGAUGAAGAGGUGGAGGUGACUGACAUCAGUGAGGAAGAUGAGAUCUAUCACAGUGACAAGGAUGAACAUGAUGACAUCUUCACCCCGAGAGCUCAUCACUAUCAUCAGCUCAACAACCAUCACCAAGCUAACGGAAAUGGGAGCAGCCUUUCUGCCCCUCCACACAGUAACCCUGAUGAAGACCCCGAUGAUGACGAGGAUGUCUUUAAGACUCCUGCCACUCCUUCCAUCAGCAGCCUGACAUUCCCUCUGAUCAACCUAAAGAGUGAGCCGGGUCAGGCAGCUCCCAUCAGCCCCUGCAUCCCGCUCAAACUCCGCUUCAAACGCCGCUGGAGCGAAGACCAAAAGAUGGAGGCGGACGGAGAGAGGGACGAGGCGGAGGAUAAGAAAGUGAGGGCUGAGGCAGAAGAGGAGAAGAGAGAGGAGGCCGGCAGGAGCAUGGGGGAGGCAGAGAACGGGGGAGGAAGAGCAGGAGCAGGAAGUGUUAUUUUGGGGUUGAUGCUGCCACCGCCUCCCACCCAACGCAGGGCGAGCUCAGAGCUGCAGAGGGCUACAGCCCAGCUGUCUCUGGAAAACACUGGCUGCUGAGCGCACACACACACACACAAGCGCACGCACACACAGGGUAUCCUGCUUAGAUACAAAAUUCACACCUCUCUGAGUCUAGUCUACAAACUUAAUAGAGUGCAGCAGGAAUGAGUCAGAAUGUUUUUGUGUUUUUGGUUAAGAAAUAAGGUCUGUAGUUAACACAAGCUUAAGAGAUUUUCAAGUUUUGUCCUACAACAUAAAAUAUGUUAGUAAAUACCCCCUUGUGAAUUUUAAAGCUUUUACAACUCUUAAAAAAGGAAACUCACAAGUUGAUUAUUGAGACGACUAAACGUCAUCACGCCGAACACGGGCAAACUCGCCUACUGUGGAGGUGAUGUGAAAAAUCUCAUUGGAUUUUGUCUAGGGAACCAGGCCCACACAAUACGUCUUCCCUGCAGCACUCUAUAGUUUUAGACCAUAAUGUCUUGUGGUUUCUUGGCAGCAGUAGUGUGCUUAAAGGUGAUUUAUAGAAACACACUUAGAUGUUGUCUGAAUAUGUAUAUGCAUCUUAUGUAGGAAAUUGUGUUUUUUGUUCAAUAAUUAAAGUGGUUGUUGGGCCCUGUUAACUGUCCCAAAAGCUCCUUAAAUUACCUAACAUAAAACAAAACGGUUUCCCUGCAUAUGUUACACCUACACUUUUACAAUAGAGUAAAGAAGAAAAUGUUACCAUAAAUACCUCUCAGGCAUCACUGUUUUCGCAGCAUCCACACUUUUUCCUUUGCACCUUCCUUUGCUCAGCCACCAGACAUUAUGGCCUGUGUUAAACCCUAAAACCUGUGUGUGUGUCUGUGUAGCCUUUAAUGCACGGCAAGGCAAGCCCCACCAAACAUGAACACAGCAGACAGUAUUUUUGCUGUGACUGACAACAUUAAGAGAUAAUCCAAUUUAGUCUAUUCUGACCCAUUUUUAACAUUAGAGUCCUACAGAGAGAGAGUCUACUCUUAAUAUCUUUUGGGAAUUUCACAUUGCCUUUUCAACGCCUCCUCGCCCUCAUGGCAGCAGUUACAUCUGCCUGGCAUCACACCUGUGCCCAGAUUAUGUCUCUUCAUUGGGUCUAUUUGUUUAUCUGGUGCAGUGAAACAAAUCCCCCUAAAGAGUGCAAAGGCAGCCUCAAUUGUACAGCAGUAGAUUUUCUCACCUUGAAGGUGGUGAGCCCUCCUCCUUACUUGCCCCCCCCCCCCCCCCUCUCUCCUCAUUUGUACAGACAGAUCCUAAUGUUACUUAAAAAAAAAACACUUUAACAGCCCUGAUAGAGAUUACAGAAGUGCCUCUUUGUCUGCAUCCAUCACCAAGCAGUCGUUUACAAGGGAGAAAAGAACUUAGACCUUGCUCCGAUGGAUCUUACAGACUGAAGAGGGUCAUUUAGAAAGAGCUCUCCAAUCAGUCUUUUCACUAGGAAACAACUAGGACACGUUGAGGCCGCAUCAGGGCCACACUUCAUUCACUACCGUGUAUAAAGACAUGAAAUGAGGAUGGAAUUGUACAUCUUGAGGACAGUCAAACUAAGCCUGUGUGGCAGAGGAAGAUUGUGAUGAACUGGCUUUAACCUCCUGACCUUUAACUUGCCACACAAGACGUUUGUUAGCCAGCAGAUGGAAGUGGUUUCCACUGUACAGAAGAAAAAAAACACCUUGGUCUCAGAGGAAAGAGCCGGAUCUUUCUUUCCUUUUCUCGUCACUUGUUGAGGAAAUGAGGAAGCAGCUACUAGAAAGGCUGUAAUUACAGAGACACUUGUUUCUGAAUGUGUGUACGUGGAUUCAAAGCUGGUGUAAAAAAAAAAAACCCACAAUUUUUGUGUCUCUGUGGGACUUCGCUCGAUCUUUCGAGGGGUUUGGAGGUUUGAGGGCAUUCGUGGUGUUUUCUCCCUCUAACAUACAGAUCAGCAGCUCUCUUCUGCUUUCCCCUCGUUUGUUUUUUUAAAGACUAUUCUUUCUGUCAAAGGAGUCGUGUGCCUCUAAAGAACAUGGACAGUAUUUUAGGACUGAGAUAUCGAGACAAGCUUAUUUUUAUGACGUUUUAUUUCAAAAAGAGAGAGGGAAAAAAAAAGACAGUGCGCCCAUUUUAACGAACAAACGAUUCCAAAUAAGAUUGUGCCUUUUUUAAGCCAACAAAGAGUUUUAUCACAUUACCCCCAGCAAAAUGUUUUUAUCACACACACAGUGCCGCCAUGCCUUCUGCUUUUUGUAAAAAAAAGAUAAAAAAGAUACAGAAUAAGUAAAUCUACACAUAUAUAUUUUAUUCAAAUAUAUAUUGAAUUUAAAUAUUAUAUUUCAAUAUGGUCAUUUGAUACAAAUCAGGAAAGUCCUACUAUUUUUAAAGGUAAAGAUAUGUAUAUAUUCUAAGGGGCAUAUUAUUACCAGUAUAAUUCAGCCUUUGCCUUCUCACCCUUGCCUUCUCUUGACCGUUGAGCUGCAGUGACAAAGGCCACCGGUAUCAGAGUUUUAUAUUUAUAUUGUAAAAAUAAUCAAAUCAGUUAUUGUGUAUUCAGGGGACGGGAUGAGGAUUAAUGAGUGAGCAGAAACGUUUUAACCAGACCUGGGUCAAACCAUAUUUACCUUGUUGGUGGACGUGUUUGUUUUAACAUGCCUGGAGUUGCACAUUAGCGUUUACCACAUGAGGCCACCGACAGGUGAAUUAAAGGUGUCCCGCAUGGUAAACCCCCCCCCACCCGCCCUGUAACUAAACACCUGAGUAUUCAGCAGCCACUGUUUGACCCCGAUCUGUUUAAAAACCGCGGAGGCGCAGGUGGUAGCGGGGAGCUGGUGACGGGACAGACCACGGUCCAAUCAGAAUCAUCAUGUGCGCUCUGAACACGUGAUGAUUCUGAUUGGACGACAGCAAUUUUUCUGUCCUGCGUCGCCUCGCAGGACCGCAGCUGCUGAUAUGACUGAACUUUGGUUUGAGCGUGGACUCUGGACUCGACCGGCUUUGUAUGAACCGGGGUGUGUAUGCGCUCGUCUGAACCCUGCCCACACACACACACACCCUGUCCUGGUUACAGUGAGGCUUUACUGUGGCUAGAAUAAAGGGAAACAUGACAUCACAUGUGACAUCAGACGCCCUCACAGUCUCUCUGGAGUAGACUGCAAACCAAAGAAAUUACACACACACAGAGGAAAUGGCAUCACGAGACCUCAGAGCGGAGUGGAGAGAGAGGGACUUCCCAUAACCUGACUCGCUCGGUGUGUACAUGCACAUGUGAAUGUGUGGUUUCUAUGGUUAUGCCAUCUACACACACACACACACACACUCCAACACAGCUUAGAAAAGACUGGCCAGAUGAAGUCUCGUCCCGGGUUAUUUAGUCCCAGUGUUCUUGUCCAGAUUGUCCAACCAGCUCCAGUCUCGUGGGUAUCUUAUUUUGAAUUAUUUUCUUCACCAGGCACAAAAAAAACUACAUCUCACCUUCUAAUUUUUAACAUUAUCAGCAUUAAAAAGAGUCAAACCUCCUACUUUCUGUCAUAAACUGUCAGGGGAGAUCACUUAAAGUGGCAGCAAAAAAACCAUUGUAGUGGUCCGAAAGGACGUAGAUGUAGCAGUUGACAAGUGUGUCUGGUAAAGAAGAAUCCGAGCUCCCAGCUGUACCUACACUGUUGCACCUGUGCUGCCUUCAAACAGAACACAAGAGAAUAACUGUUUCCCCACCGGGUCGAUAUUUUCACCCCUCGAUUUCAUCGAUGCUGUUCUUAUCAUUUUCUUCUGUAUUUUUUCAGACAUAUUACUGUUACUCUUGUAAUUAUUAUAUUAUUAACUUGACUAUUUUUGAUUAUUUUGUACCCUCUUGCCCAUGGCCCGGUCUCUUCUCCAUGAAGUAUGUGUUUGUUCCAGUUUUCACUCUUUCCCAUUAACUUCAACUAGUUGGCUUCAGUGCAGUCUUUUCUUUCUUUUUACUUGCUGAUUUUAUAACCAUGUUACUAUGGACAAGAGGAGGGUCACAUAAUCCCCACAUGAUAUACAGCAGGGGAAGAAACAAUUGUUUUCAUUUUUUAUGUUGUAUAUAUUUUUUUUUCCAUUUUGGAAGAUUGUGUAAGAAAAAAAGCUUUGUACUGUUUAACCAUUGUAUUAUUUGAAAUGCACCCUGUCCUCUCUGGUCGUCUCCGUUUGUCCUCUCAUGUCCACCUGGACUGUGAUCUGUCACUCCAGAGGAGAGACGGAGACUUUUUGUUUUUGAUCAUGGAGGAACCACCUGUACUAGUUUCUCUUCUAUCUGUUCAUCUUCAUUUGUAAUUAAACAAUAAUCAGGGUUCAUUAAAAAAGGUAAAAAUGGA
Molecule: messenger RNA, 6937 nt
Organism: Cottoperca gobio
Lineage: Eukaryota; Metazoa; Chordata; Actinopteri; Perciformes; Bovichtidae
Gene: erf
Product: Ets2 repressor factor
Exons: 5
Coding region: 798-2669 (623 amino acids)
Biological process (GO): cell differentiation; regulation of transcription by RNA polymerase II
Cellular component (GO): nucleus
Molecular function (GO): sequence-specific DNA binding; DNA-binding transcription factor activity, RNA polymerase II-specific
Source: RefSeq, a predicted model, not a curated record